AUGGCUACCGCAAAUCCCAGACAGCCAUUUGUCUGUCUCCGUUGUCUNCCCAAGACCAAACGCGCAUACUCGACGGCGACGACACCACUCCCACCCACGCCUCCACCCUCUGGUGCAGCAAAACUGUCCACCCGCCGCUUGAUUUCCCUCCACGGUCCCGAUGCGCCCAAGUUCCUCCAAGGCAUUUUGACAAACAAUGUUAACCCUACUUCGCAUUCACCAUUCUUCGCCGCUUUCCUUACCGCCCAAGGAAAAGUGCUGCACGAUGUAUUCGUGUAUCCGACUCUGGGUUCAAACUUCCACGCCGAGCACAACAGGACCGACGAUCCUGGGUAUCUGGUCGAAGUCGAUGAGCAACAAACAAGCAACCUGCUAAAACAUCUGAAGAGGCACAAGCUACGGUCCAAGUUCCAGCUCAGGCUGUUGGAAGAGGGUGAAUUGGAUAUCUGGGCGGCGUGGAGGGAGGACCAAAAAUGGACUCCACAUACCAACAGUUCAGGCGAAGGCUCCAAUGUCGACGCAGAAGGCAAUAUCGCCAUGGUGGAUGCAAGAGCAACAGGCUUAGGCCAAAGAAUCUUGUUGCCUUCGACAAAGCCAUUGGACCAACAUGCUUCUAUGCAAGGAUUGAGCGAUGCAGGACUCGACUCCUACACGAUACGAAGAUACAUCCGCGGUGUCCCUGAAGGUCAAGAUGAGAUCCCUCGCGACGAUGUGUUACCCAUGAACACCAACUUCGACAUUAUGGGAGGCAUAGAUUUCAANAAGGGUUGUUAUGUGGGUCAAGAACUCACGAUCCGUACCCAUCAUACCGGAGUUGUGAGACGACGAGUUUUGCCAGUGUCACUUUUCGAUGCCUCCUCUCAACCGCCAGAAAAGAUUUCUUAUGACCCUGACACCGCAUUUGCAACGCCAGCGCGCGACACGGCAAUUGCGAUCGAGGGCAAGAGAGGCAAGCCGGGCAAAUGGAUCAACGGUGUUGGAAACGUUGGGUUGGCAAUGUGCAGGUUGGAGCUGAUGACUGAUUUGCAAGUCACUGGUGAACCCAGCACUUUCAGCCCCGAGGACAGAUUCUUCGUCAAGAGUGUUGGCGCUGAGGAACAAGUAUUGGGUAUUAAGGCUUUCGUACCCGAUUGGAUGAAGAGUAAGAUUAGAGCUCCCAAAUUACAGAGGAGGGUUGAGUAG
Aureobasidium musti is the source of this 1182-nucleotide messenger RNA. Lineage: Eukaryota; Fungi; Ascomycota; Dothideomycetes; Dothideales; Saccotheciaceae. The record is from the annotation of a GenBank genome assembly.